Molecule: messenger RNA, 2732 nt
Organism: Episyrphus balteatus (marmalade hoverfly)
Lineage: Eukaryota; Metazoa; Arthropoda; Insecta; Diptera; Syrphidae
Gene: Mcm3
Product: DNA replication licensing factor Mcm3
Exons: 6
Coding region: 171-2615 (814 amino acids)
Biological process (GO): double-strand break repair via break-induced replication; DNA replication; mitotic DNA replication initiation
Cellular component (GO): MCM complex; nucleus
Molecular function (GO): ATP hydrolysis activity; single-stranded DNA helicase activity; ATP binding
Source: RefSeq, a predicted model, not a curated record
CAAACACAAAUCAAAAUUUGUAAAUUUUCGUAUGUUGUUUGCAUUUUAUCCCAAGCAAAAAUUUCAAUUUGAAUGUAAUUCGCCGAUAAUUUAUCGUGUUUAUAAUUAAAAAAAUAUAUAAAAACUUUAUUUUAAUUGUUUCAUACAAAAUUAUACAAUAAUUUAAAAUCAUGACUGAUGCAGAACAAUUUAUCAGAGAUAUUCAACGAGAAUACUUGGAUUUCCUCGAUGAUGAGGAAGACCAAGGUGCCUACACUGGUCACGUUAAAGAAAUGAUUGCAGAAAAGAAAAAGCGUCUAAUUGUCAACAUAAAUGAUUUGAAACGAAAAAAUCCUCAACGUGCCCUCGGAAUUCUUAAGAAUGCCUCCGAUGAACUAUUGGCUUUUGGGCGGGCUGUCAAGGAAUAUGUUGCAUCCAUUGAUCCAAGUUAUGCCAAGACCUAUGAAGACUUUUUUGUUGGUUUUGAAGGUUGUUUCGGAAACAAUCAUUUCACUCCAAGAGGUUUAACUUCUGCCUAUCUUGGAAACUUGGUUUGUGUUGAAGGUAUUGUCACAAAAGUCUCACUCAUUCGACCAAAAGUUGUUCGAAGUGUUCAUUAUUGUCCAGCCACUAAAAAAGUCAUGGAAAGGAAAUACACAGAUUUGACUUCUUACGAAGCUGUCCCAUCCAGUGCCGUCUAUCCAACCAAAGACGAUGAUGGUAAUCUCCUUGAGACCGAAUUCGGUUUGUCCAUCUAUAAAGAUCAUCAAAGUUUGACGAUUCAAGAAAUGCCAGAAAAGGCACCUGCUGGCCAGUUGCCACGUUCCAUCGAUGUUAUUUGUGAUGAUGAUUUGGUGGACAAAUGCAAACCUGGUGACAGGGUACAAUUCACUGGCAACUAUCGUUGUCUGCCGGGCAAAUCAGGUGGUUACACUUCCGGAACAUUCAAAACUGUUUUACUCGCCAAUAAUAUAUCGCAUUUGAAAAAAGACAAUGAUUUGGGAAUCACUCGCAAAGAUUACUUGACUUUUAAGAAAAUCUCCAAAGACCCAGAAGUAUUUGAGUUGUUAUCUAAAAGUUUGGCUCCUUCCAUUCAUGGACAUGAAUACGUUAAGAAAGCCAUUUUGUGUCUUUUGUUGGGAGGUGUUGAGAAGAACCUUUCCAAUGGAACUCGUCUGAGAGGCGAUAUUAAUGUUCUUCUUAUUGGAGAUCCCAGUGUGGCAAAAUCGCAGUUGCUGCGGUAUGUUUUAAAUACAGCUCCGAGAGCAAUUCCAACAACUGGUCGUGGUUCGACUGGUGUCGGUCUGACGGCAGCUGUAACAACCGAUCAGGAAACUGGUGAGCGUCGACUUGAAGCCGGUGCUAUGGUCUUGGCCGAUCGUGGUGUUGUUUGUAUUGAUGAAUUUGACAAAAUGAGCGAUAUGGAUCGUACGGCUAUUCAUGAAGUCAUGGAACAGGGAAGAGUUACUAUAUCGAAGGCUGGCAUUCAUGCAUCUUUGAAUGCACGUUGUUCGGUUUUAGCUGCUGCUAAUCCUGUCUAUGGAAGGUAUGAUCAAUAUAAGACGCCAAUGGAAAACAUUGGAUUACAGGACUCGCUGUUGUCUCGUUUUGACUUGCUGUUUGUUAUGCUGGAUGUUAUUAAUCCCGAUACAGAUAACAUGAUUGCCGAUCAUGUUGUGCGCAUGCAUCGUUACAGAAAUCCAAAAGAAUCUGAUGGUGAGGUUUUAUCUAUGGGAAGUAGUUAUGCUGAUUCCCUUACCUUUGUGAGCAAUAAAGAAGAAAACAAAAAAGAAACAGAACUUUACGAAAAAUACGACGCUCUUUUGCAUGGAAAAUCACGUAAGCGUCAAGAUAAAAUUCUUUCAGUUGAUUUUAUGCGGAAAUACAUUCAAGCCGCUAAAUGCAUGAAACCCAAAUUAACCGAACAAGCAUGUGAAGCCAUUGCAAAUGAGUAUUCUCGUCUUCGUUCGCAAGACAAUGUUGAAUCCGAUGUAGCUAGAACACAACCAGUGACAGCACGUAGUUUGGAAACACUGAUUCGUCUCUCCACAGCCCAUGCUCGUGCACGAAUGUCAGCAACAGUUACAGUUGACGAUGCACAGGCUGCAAUUGAAUUGGUACAGUUUGCCUACUUCAAGAAAGUCCUCGAAAAAGAGAAGAAGAAACGUCGUCGUGAUGGUGAUGGAGACUCGGAUGAAGAAGAGGUUGAAAAUGGUUCUCAAGAAACGACACCUUCGCGACGCAGUAAACGUGCCAGAGCAGAAACACAAUCAGAGCCAAUUGAUGCAGAUGAAGAUGAUGGUUUCGUGCAACCUCAACCAGAUGAGGGUGAUUUAACUCUUCGUGAUACAAGACGAAGAUCUCAAGCUUCAUCUGGAACAAAUGGCAAUAGCGAACCAACUGUUGUAGCGACACCUGCUUUUAUAUCUGAGGAAAGAUUGAAUGUAUUUAAAAAUAGCCUUCAGAAAAUGUUCCGUGAGGCGAGGGAACAAAGUUUGCCAUUGGCUAGAAUAACAGCUGCAGUUAAUAAGAACAAUGAUGAAGCGUUUACAUCGGGUGAAAUUGAAGCUGCCGUUAAUAAGAUGACUGAAGAUAACCAGAUUAUGCUGGCUGAUGAUAUUGUUUUUCUUAUUUAACAACAUAACAUGCUUAAUUUGUUCAAUUUUAUAUUCUGUCUUUUUUAUGUUUUCUUUAAGUUUUUCUACUUAUUUUCUAACCAUAAAAUAUUAUGAUUACAACAAUUAAAAGUACAA